UUGCUGAAACUUCAACAACAACUGGCGUCUAUGCAACAUCUUCAACCUCUCCAAUGGAUUAUGCUUCUACUAGAAAAAAUCUUUUAGCAACAUUCCAACAGAACCAAACAAAACCUCUUACUAUUUCUAAUAUUGCAACAACAGUUCCACUUACUACUCAACCAGAAACCAAACCAUCCACUUUAACA
Messenger RNA from Scutellospora calospora, 188 nucleotides. The record is from the annotation of a GenBank genome assembly. Lineage: Eukaryota; Fungi; Glomeromycota; Glomeromycetes; Diversisporales; Gigasporaceae.